AUGGAGGAGCAGGAGGAGAAGCCGCCAGGGCCCCUGAUGGAGGCCUGUACGCAGGACUCUCUCCUUCCUCAAGAAAUUAUCAUCAAGGUCGAGAGAGAAGAUUCUGGGCCAAUGGCUGUCCCAUCCCAGGAAGGAGUAAACUUCAAAAUUGUGACUGUGGACUUCACUCAGGAAGAGGGCAUUUUGAACCCUGCUCAGAGGACCCUGGACAGAGAUUCGAUCCUUGAGAACCACAGGGACUUGGUCUCUUGGGACUUGGCAACUGCAUUUGGAAGAAGAGAAUCAACAUCAAAGCCGAGAAUUAUUGAUGAUGAACCAUCCCAUGGAGUGAAAUUAGAAAGGCUGACAAGAGAUGAUCCUUGGUUAUCUUCAUGUGAAGAAGUUUGGAUUUGUAAGGACCAGUUGGAGAAGCAACAGGAAAAACAAGAAAGACUUUUUAAGAAAGUGGCAUUCUUUCAAAAGAAUGCUAUUACUUGUGAGAGAGUCUGCAAAAGUGAUGAACUUGAGGAAAAGAGUUAUUUGAAUUCCAGUUUUCUUUCACCCCAGAAGAUACCUGUAAGAAACCAUUUCCAUAAACAUGUCUCUCAUGUUAAAAACUUACAUCAUUCUCUUGUGGACAGUCAUCAGAUGAUUAGUGACAAUGAGAAAUUAUGUGAAAAUAAUGAAUAUGGAAAAACCCAGAGCAUUCACCUUAUUCAAUUUACAAGAACUGAGACAGAAGAUAAAUCCUGUGGGUUUAGCAACAAUAUUCAAUCUUUUAGCCAUAGUACACCUGUAAAUAUACAUGAGAAAAUACAUACAAGAGGAAAAUCCUUUGAUGUUAAGGAAUGUGGGCAAGUUUUAAACUAUAGCAUAUCCCAUAAUGAACAACAGAAAAUUCCUAUUGAAUAUAAUUGUAGUAAAAUCUCUGAGAAUUCAUUUCUUGCUCCAAACAUGAAAAAUUCUGAAGAGAAACCCUUUGAAUGUAACCAAUGCAGGAAAUCUUUCAACUGGAGCUCUCAUCUUGCUGCACAUCAGAGAACGCAUACAGGGGAGAAACCUUAUGAAUGUAAUGAAUGUGGGAAAUCCUUUAGUCGGAGCUCUCAUCUUGUUUCCCAUCAGAGGACUCAUACUGGAGAGAAACCUUAUAGAUGUAAUCAGUGUGGGAAAUCCUUUAGCCAGAGCUACGUCCUUGUUGUGCAUCAGAGAACUCAUACUGGAGAAAAGCCUUAUGAAUGCAGUCAGUGUGGAAAGUCAUUCAGGCAGAGCUACAAGCUUAUUGCACAUCAAAGAACUCAUACGGGAGAGAAGCCCUAUGAAUGUAAUCAAUGUGGGAAAUCAUUUAUCCAGAGCUAUAAACUUAUUGCACAUCAAAGAAUUCACACUGGAGAAAAACCCUAUGAAUGCAACCAAUGUGGAAAGUCUUUUAGUCAGAGUUAUAAACUUGUUGCCCAUCAGAGAACACACACAGGAGAAAAACCCUUUGAAUGUAAUCAAUGUGGGAAAUCUUUUAGCUGGAGUUCCCAGCUUGUGGCACAUCAAAGGACUCAUACUGGAGAGAAACCCUAUGAAUGUAACGAGUGUGGAAAAUCUUUCAACCGCAGUUCACACCUUGUUAUGCAUCAGAGAACUCAUACAGGAGAAAAACCCUAUGAAUGUAGUCAGUGUGGCAAGUCAUUCAGCCAGAGUUAUGUUCUUGUUGUACAUCAGAGAACUCAUACUGGGGAAAAGCCCUAUGAAUGCAGUCAGUGUGGGAAAUCCUUUAGGCAGAGUUCAUGCCUUACUCAACAUCAGAGAACUCAUACUGGGGAGAAACCCUACGAAUGUAAUCAAUGUGGGAAAACAUUCAGCUUGAGUGCUCGACUUAUUGUACAUCAAAGAACACAUACUGGAGAGAAACCCUUUACAUGUAAUCAAUGUGGGAAAGCUUUCAUUAAUAGCUCUAAACUUAUUAGGCAUCAGGCAACUCAUACUGAAGAGAAACCCUAUGAAUGUAACUAG
Molecule: messenger RNA, 1980 nt
Organism: Pipistrellus nathusii (Nathusius's pipistrelle)
Lineage: Eukaryota; Metazoa; Chordata; Mammalia; Chiroptera; Vespertilionidae
Source: the annotation of a GenBank genome assembly